Molecule: messenger RNA, 14060 nt
Organism: Patella vulgata (common limpet)
Lineage: Eukaryota; Metazoa; Mollusca; Gastropoda; Patellidae
Exons: 12
Coding region: 122-4342 (1406 amino acids)
Biological process (GO): regulation of transcription by RNA polymerase II
Cellular component (GO): transcription regulator complex
Molecular function (GO): RNA polymerase II cis-regulatory region sequence-specific DNA binding; transcription factor binding; DNA-binding transcription factor activity, RNA polymerase II-specific
Source: RefSeq, a predicted model, not a curated record
UUCAGAGGCACCGAGGGCGAAACACAUCUGUAAUGUCACUCCGCUAUAUCAAUGAAUUUCUGUUUCAAAAGAAUUUCAAGCAAAACGUCAACUACAGAAAACGACAUACAAACAAGGUGGAAUGCCUUCGGAUUAUGUUCAAAAAUUGGAAAUGAAUGAAGUUGAUGAUAAAAGUCGGAAUUUUUUGAAACAAGAUUUCAAUAUGACGUCGAGUCCCUCGAAUACAAGCGAUAUGUUAACUGAUUUUCUAAAUGAAGAAUUGAAUUCUUCUCAUCCAGCAUCUAAUCCAUCAGCAGCUAAUGAUAACAGUGCUUUGGACAACAGUACGAGGAUGUCACAGAAUUUACCAUCAGAUCUUCAGUAUCUACGCAUGGACAGUUUUCCACCAGUCUCUUCUAUACCAUCAUCAGUACCUUCAGAUACGUUUCAUCAAGUGAAAUCACCCAAUCAAAGUAUCACAUCCCAGUAUUCACAAAACUUGUGCAAUGAUGCCCAGCCCAGUCCAUUUGUUACUAGUUCUCUUGUUUCUCAAACAUCCAAUACCAGUCAGUUUCAAAAAGGGCCAUCAGCCAAUGUCUUCAAUAACCCAUGUAUUACUUCGACAUCGAACCAAACUCAAUUACAUUAUAUCGUAUCAAAUUCACAGAACAACACAUUUAGUCAAAAUUCAGCACAAAUGGUAAACGAAGUAUCCUCUUCAGUGAAAAGUCCAGAUACCCCAAUUCAGUAUGAAGAUGUAUCAUCACGAGUAGCUUCACCAGACUCAAAAGGCAACAUGCCAAUAACUCAUUCUAGUCCCUCAACAGAAAUAGUAAAUGAACCUCCCGUCAUGAAAUCCUGUUUAUUACAAGAUAUUCUCACCAAAGUCAGCACCAAUACUAAGAUGCCUGUAGAAAUUGCUAACCAUGUCUUUGUCGGCUCAAAUCAGUUUAACCCACAAAAUCAACCUCAACACCAGAUCAAUAAUUCUUCAAAUCAGUUUCAAAAUAUACCGACCGGUUUACUAACUAGUGUACAGAACUCUGCAUUACCCCCAGGAUCAAUAUUAGUACUAACUCCAGGACAGUUUCAAAAUAAUCAGUUCGGUAAUCAACAACAAUUUCAAGCCACUUUCAGUAGUAUUAAUCAAAGUCAGUUUUCUCAACCUCAACAAGCACAAGUGAUUCAGACUUUGCCAUUACAAAGUCCUAGCAAUAUUCAAGGUCCGAUACAGUUAAAUCAGCUUGGUCAAGUUAACCAAAGUCAUUUUUCUGGUAGGACAAGUAAUCCACAGAGCCCAAUUAUUCUCAAUCCAGUGAUGAAAAUUGAGAACCAGCAGAUCCCACUGACACAUGGGCAAAGCCCAAAGACCCAUGGGCAAAGUCCACAGGUACAGGUACAUGAACAGCAAAAUAUGUUUAGAUUUAAUAAUUCUAGUCAGCAGAGUACAUCAGAUAAUGACUUGAAGUUUCUGCUAGAGAAAUUGACAGAACCCAGUCACACAGCAGUGAACAAUAAUCUUAUUGAACACCUUCCACAAAUUCGAGGACUUCUUCAGAACUUGUAUCGUCAAACAUCUGAUCCCAGUAACCAACGAGCUGAAACCCCUCAAAUGCAAAACUUGAACACUGAUCAGCCUAGCCAAAAUUAUACAGGUAGUCAUGGAAUGGGUCAAGCUUCUAACCAAGGAAUGGAUGUUGGUGUUAACAUACCAAAACCAGUAGAAUUAAACCAAGUUAUAAACCCAGUUACAUUUGUUCAGAAUACACAAGCUCAAACUCUUCCAGCACUAUCAACAACUGAUGAAAAUCUCAAGUCUGUUAUCUUAAAGGCACUGGAGAAACAUUUAGAAGAACAAGUACAAAAACAAGUGAAAGAAGAACAAAUGAAUAGAAUAGUUAAUACAGUGAAAUCUAACCAAAAUGUGGAUUUGAACAAAAUGACUACAUUUGGUCUUUUAACCCAGAAUGGAGAUGGUAGACAAAUUGUGAAUCCGUAUGCGAGUCAAGAAAAGGUUAAAAGCCCUGAAGUGGAUGGAAAUCAACCAAUUGUUGGAUUAAAAAGACAGUUAUCUCCAACAAGGUUGAGUUUUGAAACUUUUCCGAUUUUAAACCCCAAAACACGACCAAUGGAUACCCAGUCUUUUUUUGAAACCAAGGCAAGUGAGGGGAGUGAACAGGACUUUCAGAAUUUAUUUUGUCUGUCUCAAGCACUAAGUCAUACAAAUCCUCCUUUGCCAGUUGGUUUUGUGAGGAAUUAUAGAAAUGUUGAACAAUUCUCAGAGGAUAUGACACAAUUUAUGGAAACUGGAAAUCAAAUGGCGACAAGCUCUGGUUCUAUCUCAAACCCUAAAUUGUUUGUUACGAUAUCCCAGGAUGAUUCUGUUGAAAAACAAGCCAGUGGCUCAAUGCUUAGAAAGAUUUUAACAGCAGAUGUAGAUGAAUGUAAUAGUAGUCUCAGUCCAAGCCCAGUAUCUAGUCCAGAUAUACAACUAGAAUCUCCUUCCUCAUUAUCCUCUCCUAAUAGUGUAUUAUUUGAUGGAAAUACACAGCUCACUUUAUUACAGAAAUCAGAGGAGCUAAAUUUAAACUCCGACAAUUUAGACGAUACCCCAUCUGAUUUGUGGAAUACUAGUGUGUUUUCAGAUGAUGAUAACAUUUCCAUGGUUCCUACCAAGUCUCAUAAAUCUAAGCGAAAUCAUGAUACUCAUUCUACAUCUUUUGAUAAGAAAUUAUCUGUGGAGACAUUAUUUGAUGCCGGUGGGGCAACUUGUUCUAAUGCCUAUCAGUUUACGCAGUUCGGUCAGAAUGGAGUUGCUUUUGGACUAUCACAAAAUGAAACUGAAACAACCCAAUCUUCAAUGAGUACUAGUGGCAUUACUACACACAUGCAAACACCAGUAUCAGUGGCAGGAGGAGAAUCCUUGAAAUCAGUAGCUCCUCCUGUUACAAAGGCCACUCCACAGAACCGUAAAAUUAAGGAAGCAACAUUAACUGGACAAUAUCCAAGUAAAGUAGGUGAUCUUGAGCUUUGUAUUAUUACACAACCAGAAGAGCAGCACAGAGCACGAUAUUUGACAGAAGGUAGUCGUGGGGCUGUAAAGGAUACAACUCAGCAAGGAUAUCCAGUAGUUCAGUUAUUUGGAUACAAGGAACCAACAACAUUACAGAUAUUUAUUGCAUGUGAAUCUGGUAGAAUCAAGCCGCAUGGAUUUUACCAGGCAUGCCGAGUCUGUGGAAAAAAUUCAACGCAAUGCACAGAAAAGACAUAUGAUGGAACAGUUGUGAUUGAAACUGAAAUAUUACCUGCUAAUGAUAUGACUGUCAGUAUUGAUUGUGUUGGUAUACUCAAGUUAAGAAAUGCCGAUGUUGAAAAGAGAAUUGGAAUGGUGAAAGCUAAGGCUAAGAAGAAGAAUAAUACAAGAGCACGAAUGGUAUUCAGAGUAACAGUAAAGAAACCGGAUGGAAACUUUCAAGUUUUGCAAACGGCCUCAACACCUAUUUUAUGUACUCAGCCCAUAGGUCAGCCAGAGAUAGGUAGAGUUAGUUUAAAUGGAGGCAGCAUAUCAGGAGGGGAAUCUCUUUUUAUUAUUGGAAAAAAUUUUAUGAAGGGAACAAAAGUUCUAUUUCAAGAACUGGCACAAGAGGAUGGUGCUGUCAUUUGGGAAAGAGAAGCAGAAAUUGAUAAUGAAUUUUUCCAACAGCAACAUUUGAUUUGUACAGUACCUGAAUAUCACACAAAGAAUGUUGUUAAACCGGCCAUUGUACAGAUUGUUAUAAGAUGUAACAGUAAAACUAGUGAUGCUUAUAAAUACAUCUAUAAUCCAGUGGUUGAGACACCUGUAAAAAUAGAAGUUCCCAUGGAAACAGAUGAAGAUCAGAAAGCACCUUCCUUUGUAUCGCCAGUUGCAUUGGAAUUGAAUCGACUAAUACAGCAGACACAGAAUUCCCAGAAAGCUUCUUCCUUGUUUCAACUGCCACCUGGUGCUGUAUUUGGAAUAACUCAAUCAGGAAUGACAACUCAACCAGUUGGAUCGGUAUCGGUGGCAGGUCAUCCAAGUCUUCAGACUAUAGCUGGCCAUGAUAAGAUGAUAAUGACUUCUGCCAUGCCUAAUCGUUCAACACAUCAAUCAACUGUUGCAUCCAAUCCCCAGUUGAUUAUGGUAAGUAAUGGUUCAAAUGUAAACCAACCUAACUUGGUUAAUUUUGGAACAUCUAGUCCGAUUACGUCUCAACCUAUGAUUGUCAUCUUACCUCCUAACAAUAACGCCAUGCCUGACAACACCUCACCUAUUAACUCUAACGCACAAGUCGAAUCACUGUUAAAAUCCUUAUUGGGUAAUACAACACCUGAACAUAGUUGAUGUAAGAUAAGUUAUAUAAGUUAUAUACUGUCUAACUGCAUGAUCAUAUCUGAAAUAUAUCAAUUCUUGAUUUUAAGUUUCAAAGACGAUCGUUAAAGACAGACUUUCAUGGUAAUAAAUAGUUAUCAGUUAGAACUUUGGGUUAUGGAAUGUCUGCAAAAUAAAGUUGAAGGAAGGGACUUAUGAAGCUUUAACUUACAGCUUACAGUAAUGUGAUUUAGAGCUGUGUAUGGGGUUUUUUGUAUUUACAUGCAUGUAAUGUGUAUUGUUUGUUGUUUUUCUAAAUGUUGUGAUAACAUAAUGUUGUAUUACAUUGAAAAGCUUAUUAUAUAGAUUAGCUUCUUGCGUAUGACUUUUUUUUUUGUGUGUGUCAGAUUAUGAGGUAUAUAUCAUUCUGUGAAAAAUAUUUAUUUUAUUGAGUUGUUAUGUAUUUUAUUAAUAAACUAGCCUAGUAUAUAAUUAUAUAUAUGUAUGUUAUUUUCAUUCCAUUUUCCUUCAUUUAUUAUUUUAUUUGAGUACAUGAACCUUUCGAUAUUGAUUGGUAAUAUGUAGGUAGUCACUGUGUGUACACUACAUUGAAGAAAGGGCAUCAUAUUAUUAAAGAUGACACCUUUUAAAUAUGCGACAUAUUAAUAAUGUAUAUAAACGCUUAUCAGAUUAUUUUUAUUGGAAAAAAAAAGAAAUGAAGGAAUUUGUUUCGAUGUGAAUAGGACAAACCAGUGCAUCAUUAAUGUCUUAACUUAGAUAAGAACUCUUAAUGGAUGCAAUAGACACCUGACAGAUGUGAGUGUAUUUUGCGGAUACACCCAUUUCAUUGUAAACCAAUAUGUACAGCAGACUGAAAACCUUACACUUUUUUCAUGCUGUUGUGUUAUAGCUAGCAAUUACUCAUUUAUUGUACAUUAUUAGGAGUGAUUUUAUAGGAACAUCUAUUACAUGCAUGGUGUUUCCAAGAAUGUGUGUUUAUAUGAACUAGUGAUUAUCUGGUUGGUUGAGUUUUAUACAUGUAGACUAAUAUACUUGAUUAUCUACUUAUUACAUCUUGAAUUAGAAAAAAAAAAUAUUUUGUCUGUGAUAUCACUACUAUGGAAACUGACAUUAAACCUUCAGAAACUACAAAGUUCGCAGGAAAAAUGGGGAUGGAAAUGAAAAAAAAAACCCACCAUUUUGGUGUUGAUAAGAUUACUAUUUUUUUGCUUUUUGUCCCAUUAAAACAGUAUUUGUUACAAAUGAAUAACCCCAAUUUGAUAUUGUAGAAUUAUUGAAUGCUUUAUAUAACAUAUAUUAAUAGUUACCUAUGUAACAAUGAUAUGAAAACAUGAUAAACUGCACUGACAAAUGUUGAAUGUAAAAAUACAAAUGUACUGCAACAAAUGCAUUUGUUUAUUUGGGAUUUUUUAUUGUUUGUUAGGGGUGAGCAAUUUUCCAAACGGAUGAUUUACAUAUUAUCCAUGUAAAAAAGCAAACAUUUAUUGAACAUGAUUCAUAUAUUUUACUCAACCUAAUUAUUUAUUAUUACUUCCAUGUUAUUAUUACUAUUAUUAUUAUACAUUUAUUAGAUAUUAUGCUCUUUGGUACAUUUGUUUAAACUCCAAAAAGACAAAUAUUUGUAUAGAAAACCUUAAGUAGAUUUUAUGACACGAUACAUGUGUAUAUAUUUUUAUAAUUCCUAAUAAUUAUGUUGGACUUCUUGGUCACAUAUUUUCUGCAAAAUAUUAGUAUACUAUAGUAUAAGCGAAAAAAAAAAAAAGAGUUUUUGAUCAAUUUUAAGUCUCUGUGCAUCACUGAUUAUGUAACAUUUAAUUAAGACAAUAAAAUCAAUGGUAGAUAAUCUUUUGACUUGGAUUCAAUGGGAUUUUGGUGAAGAUUACAGAUUGCUGUAACUAGUUUUAUCCUGAUCCGUAUGGAAAGGAUGCCGAAUGUUGUUUUCAUUUUUGACUGAUAUUCCUUUUAGAGAUUCAACUUUCACAAUGUUGUAGUUUGCAAGGGAUUCCUACAUUCCUCAGAUGGCACACAGAGACUUUAAUUUUAAUAGUUCCAUCUUAAAAUUUUGACAAUUUAUACAAUUUUUUUUAAACUUACAUACUGAGAUUGAUGUUGUUAUAAUCAAUGUGCGUAUAGAAUAUACCUUUAAAACAAAUUAUGAGAGCAAUUUACAUGAAAAUAUUUAUAUAGUUCUGUUCUAUUUUAUAUGUUAAAUUUGACCCGAAGUUAUUUAAAAUCAUUGUCGGCAUCAUCGCCACUAUAAACCAAACAUGAUGGUAAAUAUUUUUUUUAGAACCCAGAUUAAAAUUGAAUUCUUUCUAAUACACACAUUGAUUAUGAUAAUAUACGAUGUAAUAUGUAUAUUAUAUAUUACUGUAUAUAGAUUGUAUAUAGAUGUAUAGUAUGAAUGAUGGAAGUGACAUGAUAUAAGUAUCUUAUAUAUGUCAGUGAUAGUGUAUGUAUAAUGUAACCCCUAUAAGGCUAAAUGUUUCUUAAACCGCUCACAAUGUUUUUACAUAAGAAUUACCUACCCUUUCAAACAAAGUAGUAUCUCGCCUGUUCUUUGUGCUAUGAAUGUUCUAUGAGCUAAGUUCACUUUUGAUGUCCUAGCAUUUGGAUGAGAAAAAUAUCUUUUCUACUUUGUAAACAUGGUUAUUAUUUAUGAAAGUCUUGAUGCAUACAGUACACUCAGAUGUAAUUUGUGACAUUAAAGACAUGUAUAUUUUUCACUAAUUGCAACUGUUGAAAAUUGUGAACACAAAAGAGAAAUAAUUUGAGAUUGAAAUUUUGUAGAAACCUAAUGAGAUAGGUCUCCAUGGAAUUAGUAAAAUCUUGAUAACAUUUUUAUUUGACAGUAAGGAAGAACGCAAUGUAAAAUAUUAAUAAUCAUUUUAAAGGGUUAAAUAAAACAAAUUCCUGAGAGGAGGUUUAUUUAAAAUAGAGAUUUUGUGAAUUAAUGUUGCAUGGAAGGAUUAAUACAUGGAAUGAAAAUAUUUUGGAUACCGUCUUUGUAAAUAUAUAUAUAUAUAUCGGGCAUAAUAUAAUAUGUAUGUCCAUGUCCAACAUUUUAUUAAUCAUAUAUCCAUCUUGACCAGACUGUUAACUAAUGUCAGAAAAUCUAAUUAAAAGAUUUGAAAUUUAUUUGAAGUGAAAUAUUGGAAUAUAAUUACUUUCAACUUCAAGUAAGUCAUUGAAAACUAAACUGUUUGAUGAUUUAUUAUAACAGAUGCUGAUUUUUAGGACAUUGAAUUAUAAAUAACGCACAAGUAUGUUACAAAAACUCACACAAGUAUGUUAAAAAAACCUCGAAACUACAUUUAUUUACUAAUGAAAGUAAUUGAAAAACAGUUGCAUUGUGUAUACAUGAAGAUUUUUUUAAAAAAUGAAUACUGGUACAGAAAAUGGAUGUGAAAGUAUUUUUGUACGAUUUACUAGUAAUUUUAACAUAUUAACAAAAUUAAAUCUAUUUUAAAAUACAGUAAGCAUUGUUUUUUUGAUGGGCAGCUAUUAACAUUUGGUCAUUUUGAAUUCAUAUUCUUCAUGAAUAUUCUUGUUAAAUCCAAGGGAUUCUUUCAUUAGACUUGGAUGUAAUUGGGAGAUUUUCUUAUGAUAACGGAUAGAAUAUAUUAUCAAAUGCUUUUAACAAUAUUUAAACUAAGUAGUAAUUGGGAUUUUAUCAAUAGUAUUCCCUGGAUUGUUUAUAUUAUCUACAAUAAUCUGUCUUAGUUAAAAUAAAUGACAUUUAUAACCGAUUCAUUUUGCAUGUACAUGUAUUUUAUGACAACUUAUUCUAUAGUGCUCAUCCGAUAUAUUUAUUUCUAACACACACUUUGUCCUCAUACUUUCAUUCUGCUUAUUUGUUUCUGUCUCUGUGCAACUACUUAUCAUGUUAUGCUUUAUAUUUUGCUUUUUAUUUGCAGUUGUUUGUAUUCAGAAUUCUUGGUUUUUGAAACAUUUGACAAUCUGAAAUUAAUAUAUGUUGGGUAGUAUGAAGGGAAAUUCCUUUAGUGCCUUGAUUUAAAAAACAAAAGUAUUUUUUAUUGUAAAUGAAAACCCACACAAUGGUGUUGUUCAAUGUUGAUGUUUUGCCAUUAAAACUAGUUGAACAUUAGUGAGAGGCAUUUGUUGUCAAGGCUUCAUCUAGACUCACAAAUAGAAUAUCCCAUGAUCCAGCCCAGGGGUUGAUGCCUGGGGUUUAAAUAGUGCAAGUUAGUAGUUUAUGUGAAAGAUCAAUUUGCAUUUAAAUUCUAUUAAGAGGAGAUGCGAAUGCUGCUCUCUACCACUGCACAUGUAAUGAUAGAAAAACAUUGAGAAAUUUCACGAUUUUGGCAUUGAUGAAUAUAAAAAUAAGUCAUGAAAGAAAAACAUGAAAGUUGGUAGAACAAAAACACCAGCAUGUCUCUCUCUGAUUUUGUGGACUUUUUAAAAAUUUCUAAUCUUUUUCUCUUUCUACUUCCAUGACACUGUCUAUAUUUUUAUAUGCCCAUAUUUUCAUGUGUACUUAUAUUGUCGUUGCCCCUGUCCGUCUACAAGUAACAAUUUUUAUUCGAUUUUAAUAAAACUUAAAAUAUAGGUCUAUCUCCCAAAGAUCUCAGUUCAUGGAUUAUGGCCCCUGAUUGUACGAAAAAUCACGUUGUUAGCUUGUGAACACACUAAAGGUCACAAUUUUCAUCUGAUUUAGAUGAAACUUGAAAUACAUGUUUACUUCCUAAAGAUCUUGGUUCCUUUCAAAAUUAGUGCAUAUUGGAUUGUAACUUCCUGAAUUAUGCCCCGUGGUUGUUUGAAAAAUCACCUUUUUAGCUUGUGGGUCCCUCUAAAUAUAUAGUGUAUCAAGGUUGUGGACCCUCUAGAAGUCACAGUUUUUAUCCGAUUUGGAUAAAACUUUAAAUAUAUCUUUAUAACAACCCAAAGAUCUUGUUUCCUGUCGAUAUUGUCGCAUAUCGGAUCGUAACUUCCUGAAUUAUGACCCUUGAUUGUACGAAAAAUCGCUUUUUGUUUAGCUUGUUGUCUAUCCAUCUCUUGCAAAAUGUGGGCAUAUCUUGCCUGGCAGCCGCUGGUUAUGAUGUAAAUUGAAAUGAAAUGGCCUUAAACAUCCAAACUUUUGGCACCAGCUGAGCUAAUGAAGAUGGGCAAUAAUGUAAAUACAUGUAGAUCUAAAUAAAAUAGCUUACUCACUGGCAUUAAUCGUUCUGGAUAUAGGUAGUUGUAUGUAUAUUGUUGCACACUUGGCUUUCACUAAACUUAGAGCCUAAUUAUUGUUGUUGCUUUAAUUGUGUUGAUAUUAUUACAACAGAAAAUUAUUACACACAGGGAUUUUAAAAUAUAAAAUCUUACUACAAUGGAUUCUGUCUUGAUGGUAACAUUAGAUAAAUGUACUUAAAAUUUUUACACACCCAACUUAAUUUAUUUGUUUACGGUGGUCUAAAUUGUCUUGGUACAGUAUUCAAUUUGUUGUAAAUGUUGAUAAUGUAAUAAUGGUUUGUACGGUGAUAAAUUGUGAUAUCAAAGCAAGUAUACUAUUAUAAUACCGGUAAAUCAUAAUAUAUUCAUUUUUUUAAAGAAAUGCAAUUACAAUAUUUAUGAUUUUUGUUGAGUAACACUAAAAAAAAAUCUGUCAGUUCAUGCUUAAUUCUAUACCAGCAUUUUCUAAUCAUCAGUUCAGUGCACUUCAUCAUAAACUUUUCUUCAAACAUGAAAUUCUUGAUUUGAUAUUGAAGUUGAUAUAUAUCCAUUACUUUUUAAUACUUGCUUUCUGUGCCAAAUUUUGUAUUAUGUUUGUGUUUGACAUAUUUGCAUUGUUUUGAUAUUGUAAGAUAAUUUGAAUGGUUGAUCAUAAGAAGGGUGAGUAAUAUGUUUUCAUUAGUUUAUAUAUCACCAACCAUAUGGAUUUAUUUAAUGUUGACAAAAUUGAAAUUUGAUUUAAAAAAAAAAAAUGUGAUGAGUAUUAAACUGAUUUAUGAAUUUUGAAAGAUAAAACAUGGAAUUGAGUUUCCAAAUUUGUGAUUGCUGUAAACAGCUUAUGUUAUUAUGUGAGAGGUAGUAACAAACUAAAUAUAUUAACAGCCUAUUUUGGUUAUGAAGUCAAGAUAUAUUGUAUCUUGUAAGAUUAGCAUGAUUAUCUAAUUCAUUAGUUAUACAUUACAUUAGUGAAGGGGGCCAGAAUAAGCCAAUAUCACUGCUUUGUUUUUAUUAUCUGCUGAUAAUCGUUUUAUCAUUUGUCAAGUCAAUCUUCAUUUAUAUCAUAUUUCUUCCAAUCUAAUUCAAAUUAGAUUACUAUUUUGUUUUCUUUUUUUUUGUCUGACUUUGGCACUGUCAUUGUAGACAAAACCAAAUGAAGUUGAUAGCUUAUUUUAAUCAGAUUGUAUGUCUUCAUGACAGUGAUUUAUCAUUUUGUUGAAUUUUUUUUUUUUUUUUUUUUACUCAAGUCAAUAUUAAAUGUCUACGUGUCUGAUUUAGGACAUGCAAAUAAAAAGAAAAUCUUGAGCGCUCAAGUUAAUGAAGUUGAGCACACAAGAUAUUUAAGUCAAGCCUCAAGAUAAUUAGGACUGGGAGAUAAUUAAGUCGAGAUAAAUAUAUGGUGGCUGGGAAAGGACAUCCAAUGAUUUUAUAUCGACUUAGUAUCUUGAUCGAGAUUGACUUGGCAUCUCAAUCGAUUGACUUUCUAUAAUAAGGCUAAACUGGAAGUGUCUUGCUCCACUGUCUCCACUGAGUAUUGGAUUUUACGAACGUUUGUGGUGACCAGACGCGUGUCCAGAGAAUAUUUUGUUUCUCCUACAUUCACCCCAAAAAAUAACGUUGAACAAACGAACGUGCAAACCAUCGCCGCUCUACUCCAGUCCUAUAUCUGUAUAUGCCUAAAUAUUGUCUCAGAUCUUCUGAUUUUAUUUAAAAAAAAUCUCUGGUAACUCCCAGACCUCACACCAAACUUGACGUCUCCGCCCCAGAUUCCAAACUGUUCAAAUUCCUAGACACGUGUCUGGGUAAACGAUAUCCCAGCACCGUUGUUGCCUCACUGGUUUGAGGGCAAGUAUGGUGCCCAAGGCCCUGCUUAACAGUAAGUCGAUCGAUCGUGAUAAUUUGGGAUGACCUUUCCUAGCCACUGUAUGGAUGGGACAAGUUGGAUUGUAUUAUCCUGUGGCUCAACCUAUUAUUUCGAGUGCUUGACUUAGUAUCUGAAGCACACAACUUAGUAUCUUAACUGCACAAAUUAGUAUCUCAAGUGCACAACUUUUUUGGCAUGUCCUAAAUCAGCCACCGUAAAUGUUUCUGUUUUUAUCAAUAGGAAUAUGAUCAAUAAAUUUUGUCUUCAAAUUUUACAGCUUCAUUUUGCUAUAUUGAGGUACAUUUGUUCUUACUUUGGUAAUAUUUCUAUUACAUUAUGUGUUUAGAAAUUUAAAAAAAGGAAAUGCAUGGAUGUACUGUACAUGUAGCUUGAAUAACAUUGAAGUUAUAUACACAUUGUAGCUUGAAUAACAUUGAAGUUAUAUACACAUUGUUUGGUAGACACAACUCAUUAUCAUUUUUAAAAAGAAAAAUGAAAAAAAAAAAAAAAUGUAUAUUACACAUAUAAUCUGUUUUUAUUCAUUGUCACCCAUAUCCUAUAGCAUUAUCAUUUUUUUGUUUUGUGAUAUUUGUAAUACAUAUGCUAAAAGUGGACUGAAAUAUUUGCAGUUGUCAUUGUACUUCAAUAUUUUAUGAAUCUCGCAGCAUGUGCAUUCUGUAGUUAUUUUGUUGUCUGUGAUUUUAUAUAAAACAUUAAUCAAAGAUAAUAAUUAUGAUUGACUUAAGUUUACAUAAUGCAGAUUGAGAUGAAAAAAAAAAUAGUAAAACACAUGUAAUUAUCAAGAUUUGAAAAUAUACUAACAUUAUUUUGAUAAACCAAAGAAUAUUGAAUUAGUGGAAUCGGUUUGACUAAAGACACUACAUCUGUUGUUAAUUUAUUUGUAGUAAAUAUUUAAUCUGGACUUAUUAACACUAUCUUAUUAUUCUUCCAAAAUGUCCCUUUUAUCAGUAAUAAUUACAUUGAACAAUAACAUAAUAGAGAUAAACAGGUUUGUGAAAAUGUUAAAAUAUUUGUUCUCUUGACUUCAAUUUAAAACUUUGUUAUACAUAUCUAAUUCAGAUAUAAAUGUCUAUCAGAUAUAGUGCCUUUAGUAAGUAAUGCUCAAUAUAUUUGUCUAAAUAGUAUUGUGAGAAGGAAAAAAGCUGUGCAUUUUUAUAACCUUCCAGAAAAUUAAAAUGCUUCAUUGAAGUGAAAUAUAACCCAGUAUUAUGGAAUAACACUUGUUUUUCUCAGUUUAACAGAAAAAAUACAUUACAAUUUACACCCUCACAUAAAAUAUGUGAUUAAAAUUGUGGUUGGCACCGUCCGUCAGUCAGAUGCCCACAAUUUGUUAUGAACACUCUACAAAGUACAUAUAUCCUAUGAUCUUUGACAAUUGUGUUCAGAUAAAGAUGCCUUUUGAAUUUUGGCUAUUUCUAAAAAUAAGUAACAGUUAUUGUCCCUGUCAACUAUGUAAACUCUUGUGAACACUCUUAACUACAAUAAUUGCGCGCCGAUCUGUUUGUAUGCACUGUUCAGAAGAAGAAGCAUAUCAAAUUUCAACAAUUUCCAUUUAAAGUUAUGCUCUAACAAAAGCAAGUUUCAUAUAUCCAAAGAAGCCGAUAAGAUUUUUAGAAUUUACAAUAAUUCCUACUAGAGUUACUGUCCAUGUCACUUUGUGGAAGCUAGUGAAAUAUAGAAUCUUUUUGAAUAAGAACAAAUUCUAAUAAUUACUUGAUCCCAGAAUCUUGUCAACACAUCAAUAUUAUACAGUUUAAAAAUGUUCCUUUUUAUAUACCCAACGAUUCAACUAUUAUGGACUGCUUGCACGACUUUGAUUCUGUGGGUGUAUGUUUUAUUGCAUGGCAACCUAUCUUUAAUAUAAGUUUGAAUAACGAAGAAUGUUUCUGUUAAAUUGAAAGAGAUAUUUUUGUCUUAGAUUUGGAAUAUAUUUCUAUUUGGAUUAUUUAAUAGCCCUUAUGCCUAAAGGUGAGGGAUUUUCAAUAUUUUCAAAAUUGAAAGAGAUAUUUUUGUCUUAGAUUUGGAAUAUAUUUCUAUUUGGAUUAUUUAAUAGCCCUUAUGCCUAAAGGUGAGGGAUUUUCAAUAUUAUUUUUAAAAACUAUUCUUGGGUAUGUAAAAUCCUUCUUUAAUGGGGGUGUGUGGUGGAUUGCCGAAUGGUUAGCAUGUGAGUGCUGUAUCAUAAGAUCAGGCAAUCCUACUCCUUCCCAUGUACAACUGGGGAAUUGAAACCAUGGCAGUUGACUCAUUGACAGACCUUAUGAUACAGCACGUACGCGCUAACCAUUUUGUCAUCCACCCUUCCAAUCUUUAUACAGAAACCUUGUCAACACUAAACUUUAUAAUUGAAAGAUCGGUUGGUUUUUUUUCAAACUUGGUGGGAUACUUUGUUCCUCCUUACAAUUAGCCAAAUGAAAUUCAGACUUGCACAUCUAUUUUAUGUUGAACUAUGAAAUUUAAAAGCCACCCUCAAAAUGCUGGUUGUGGGUGUAUAUGAGAAUGCUAUGGUUGCAACAUACAAAUCAAAAUUAUUUCUGUAUUAUUUGAUCUAUGGCAGAAGGGUUUUUAAAAAGUUUAUACCACUAUUAUUUCAAGGUUUUUUUUUAAAAGUCUUGAAAUAUUUAUUAUGUUAACAAUUUGUUUUAAGUAAAUGAAUUAAACAUUAAAACAAUA